This is a messenger RNA of Alternaria hordeiaustralica, 942 nucleotides long. RefSeq lists its product as uncharacterized. The record is from RefSeq and is a predicted model, not a curated record. The transcript has 2 exons. Bases 1 to 942 code for a protein of 313 amino acids. NCBI's taxonomy places the organism in Eukaryota, Fungi, Ascomycota, Dothideomycetes, Pleosporales, Pleosporaceae.
AUGAAGCCCCCAAAGUCCCUCCUCAGCCGCCUCCCCGGCAUACGCUGGACCCCCUCCGACAUCCCGUCGACCUCCCCGUCGACCUCGAAGCCUACUAAAUCUCGGAACCCGUUUUCGCUCAAAGCCGCGCCGCCAGAGCACGGCACUGUGCGCCCGCGCGCAUCCACCAUCAGCCUGACGUCUGAGCCGGAUGUCGAUAUCGAGGCGCGCACGCACGCGCAGGGCCAGAGCGACUUCUUCACGCGACUGCCGCUUGAGCUGCGACAAUUGGUAUACGAACAUGUCAUGGGCGCAGAGAUCGUGCAUCUGACACUGAGCACGAAGAAGAAGCGGUUCGGCCAUUUCCUGUGCGACAGCGAGGGAGAUGGCGGGAGGGAGUACAUGUGUCGCGUGCUGGUGUUUGGUAAGAAAGGCGCGAGGUUGUACCCUGGUGGGCCGACUGUGCUGAGGGCUUGUAGGCGAAUGUACUCGGAAGCGAUCUCGUAUCUGUAUCGCGCGCAUACCUUCUCCCUCCUCCAUAUCACGCACCUACUCUACCUCCCCGCUUCGAUCCCACAACCGCGCCUGAAUUCGAUUCGCACGCUACAUCUGCGCUGGGCUAUCCGCGCACUGCCUUAUAUGAGUCGCGGUCCUUCAAAUCGCGUCGUGUACCGCGACGAUACUGCGAAUUGGGAGAAAGCGUGGACGAUAAUAGCGAAUAUGCAGGGACUGAGGCAUCUUCGGGUGAUUUUGAUGGAUCCCAGCCCGCAGUGGCUCUGGCAGAGCGAGUGGAUGGAGCUAGAGAAUAUGCUGCUGGAUAGCGUGAGGAUGGUGACGAAGCCGCGCGACGCUAUUGUCGUGCUGCCGUAUCCGAGUUGUAGGACGGACUGGGAUAUGGGGGAGAGUACGGUAAAGCUGAGGAUAUUCGGCAACGCAAGUGAUGCUUCGGAGGAUACUAAGUAA